Messenger RNA from Iphiclides podalirius (scarce swallowtail), 360 nucleotides. The record is from the annotation of a GenBank genome assembly. NCBI's taxonomy places the organism in Eukaryota, Metazoa, Arthropoda, Insecta, Lepidoptera, Papilionidae.
AUGUCGUCUGCUAAGCUGAACUGGACGCUGCCACUGAGCGUCACUUAUCUCAGCGAAACCUCAGCGGAAAAGGCUAUGCGACGUUGCGGAGACCGAAAUGGCGGGCGUCGCUCAGGAAAGAAGGCAAAGCAGCGCGGCACGUGGGGCGCGCGAAGGGCCAUGAAUAUGCAUGCCGCCGCUUGUCUCGACUUUCGAUCCGCACAAUGGCCGCCUCGCCACCGCACCAGAGCCCAUAACUCUCCGCGAACGGCAGGUGGGACGGACCGAGCGGCGCCGGCUUAUCGCUCAACUGGCUGCGAAGGGAACGCGCUCGGAUUUAUUGGGUCCAGCGAGGACCCGGCCCAGAACAAAGGCUACAAU